GCCGCCAAUUGCCGCGAUGCAGACGCACCAUGUCCUACUAUGACGUUGACGCCAUUCUGACCGACGGGGAGAAAGUUCCCUGCCGGUUCGAGCUCGACGUGCCAUAUCUUGGCCAUCUCGACAACUCCAGCGGCCUCAAAGCAGGCACCCGCCUGAAUCUCCCCCUAUGGCUCGCCGAAAUGUUUGCCCUCGCCUCCGCAGGACAAGAUGCCUCGCCGCCACUCACGCUGAGCCUCCCGCCGUGCCUGUCCGAACAGGUCCUUGCCGCGCUCAAGGCCGAUCCCCGCGCCGUUGCCCUACGCGACCAGAGUGCAUACUUCUACGGCGUGGCAGUCCGGAUGCUGGAUUUAUUUGACGAAAAGGAGCUGAGUGCUGUUCUGCGGAACACGUUUAUCACCAGGGCAGCGGACGUGGGACUGCACGCGAGAAAGGCGGAAGAGACUGGGUUGGGGGGACAGGGCGAGGAGUUUCUGCGGGGCCUGGAUGAGUGGGAGAGGAAGCUGUUUCGGAGAGGACAUGAGGGUGUUAAGGGAGCGAAGGAGUGGACGGAUAAUGUCAAGAAGUCAUGAAGUGGGAAUGCUCUCGAUGAAAAUGAUACCCCGGGCA
Messenger RNA from Trichoderma citrinoviride, 606 nucleotides. RefSeq names its product GINS complex, Psf3 component. Bases 30 to 569 code for a protein of 179 amino acids. The record is from RefSeq and is a predicted model, not a curated record. Gene Ontology annotation, cellular component: GINS complex. The transcript is spliced from 2 exons. Gene Ontology annotation, biological process: mitotic DNA replication initiation. Lineage: Eukaryota; Fungi; Ascomycota; Sordariomycetes; Hypocreales; Hypocreaceae.